Molecule: messenger RNA, 1813 nt
Organism: Canis lupus familiaris (dog)
Lineage: Eukaryota; Metazoa; Chordata; Mammalia; Carnivora; Canidae
Gene: VNN1B
Product: pantetheinase-like
Exons: 9
Coding region: 179-1813 (544 amino acids)
Molecular function (GO): hydrolase activity, acting on carbon-nitrogen (but not peptide) bonds, in linear amides
Source: RefSeq, a predicted model, not a curated record
CCUUACAUUCUUCUAUCAGCUGGAGAUCCUUGACAGCAGAGGAAGUGGUUCCUCCCCUGCAGUUGGGCGUAGCCAGCUGGGUCAGCUUCCGCUGGAUAUUUGCUCUGAAGGGUCUGCAGUUUUGAGAUCUCGGGAAAUCUGACGUACAGCCAGCGGAAGGAACUUGGCUUUGUGACCAAUGAGGAUAUUCUCUUUGGUUUCUGCCAUCUGGAGGGAACUCAGCAUAAAUUUCAGAGUUUACCAAGUUGCAGUGCCCCGGCCUCCAGCGCAGACGCAGACGCCUGCGGCCCCAAACCUCAGUGCCCCAGGCCAGCUUUUCCUUCACCCACAAGUCACUUCCCAAGUUUCUACUCUGCUCCAAGCACUCACCCAAGGAGGACACUCAGGGUUUACAAAGACUUGCUCUCUUUAUCAGCAGUCAUCUGACUUCAGCAUGAUUACCUCUCGGUUACUGGUUUAUGUGGCAGUUUUGGUUCUCUGUGUCAUAAAAGUCAGCUCCCGGGAUACAUUUAUUGCAGCUGUUUAUGAACAUGCAGUGAAAUUGCCUAAUGCCACCCUAGUACCAGUGUCCCAUGAAGAGGCAUUGGCAGUAAUGAACCAAAAUCUGGACCUGUUGGAGGCAGCAAUCACUUCAGCAGCAAACCAGGGUGCACAUAUUAUUGUGACUCCAGAAGAUGGUAUUUAUGGCUGGAACUUUAGCAGGGAAACUAUCUACCCAUACUUGGAGGAUAUCCCAGACCCUGGAGUGAACUGGAUCCCUUGUAAUAAUCCUAAAAGGUUUGGCUACACCCCAGUGCAAGAAAGACUCAGCUGCCUGGCCAAGGACAACUCUAUCUACGUUGUAGCUAAUAUUGGAGAUAAGAAGCCAUGCAAUGCCAGUGACUCUCAGUGUCCCCUCGAUGGUCGUUAUCAAUACAACACUGAUGUGGUGUUUGAUUCUCAGGGAAAACUGGUGGCACGCUACCAUAAGCACAACCUUUUCAUGGGUGAAAAUCAAUUCAAUGUACCCAAGAAACCUGAGGUUGUGACUUUUGACACCAUCUUUGGAAGAUUUGGCGUUUUCACAUGCUUUGAUAUACUCUUCUAUGAUCCUGCUGUUACUCUGGUGAAAGAUUUCCAUGUGGAUACCAUAGUCUUCCCAACAGCAUGGAUGAAUGUUUUGCCACAUUUAUCAGCUAUUCAAUUCCACUCAGCUUGGGCAAUGGGCAUGGGAGUCAACUUCCUUGCAUCCAAUAUACAUCACCCCUCAAAAAGAAUGACAGGAAGUGGCAUCUAUGCACCCGAUUCUCCAAGAGCAUUUCAUUAUGAUAUGAAGACAAAAGAGGGAAAACUUCUCCUCUCACAACUGGAUUCUUAUACACAUCACCCUAUCGUGGUGAAUUGGACUUCUUAUGCCAGUAGUAUAAAAGCAUUCCCAACAGAAAAUCAGGAAUUUACAGGUACUGCUUUUUUUGAUGAAUUCACCUUCUUGGAGCUCACAAGAGUCACAGGAAAUUACACAGUUUGUCAGAAAAAACUCUGCUGUCAUCUAAGCUACAAGAUGUCUGAAAAGAGAACAGAUGAAGUUUAUGCCCUAGGGGCGUUUGAUGGACUACAUGUUGUCGAAGGGAGGUAUUAUUUACAGAUUUGUACUCUGCUGAAGUGUAAAACAGCACAUGUACAUACUUGUGGUGGUGCAGUUGAAACUGCUUCUACCAGGUUUGACAUGUUUUCCCUCAGUGGUACUUUUGGAACCCAGUAUGUUUUCCCUGAGGUGUUGCUAAGUGAAACUCAGCUUGCACCCGGAGAAUUUCAGGUAAGAACUUUUGCUUAA